Molecule: messenger RNA, 1515 nt
Organism: Cutaneotrichosporon cavernicola
Lineage: Eukaryota; Fungi; Basidiomycota; Tremellomycetes; Trichosporonales; Trichosporonaceae
Exons: 6
Coding region: 1-1515 (504 amino acids)
Biological process (GO): protein ubiquitination; mRNA splicing, via spliceosome; DNA repair
Cellular component (GO): cytoplasm; U2-type catalytic step 1 spliceosome; Prp19 complex
Molecular function (GO): protein binding; ubiquitin protein ligase activity
Source: RefSeq, a predicted model, not a curated record
AUGUUCUUCUGUGCCAUCUCCGGAUCUCCGCCUACGAACCCUGUCGUCUCCAAGACGUCGGGCACCGUCUACGAGAAGGCGCUGAUCGAGCGGUACAUUGAGGAGAAUGGCACUGACCCGAUCUCGGGAGAGGCGCUGACGAUGGAGGAUCUUGUGGAGGUCAAGGCCAAGCCGUCCACUCUCCCUCCUCGCGCUGCGACGCAGACGUCGAUCCCUGCGCUCCUCACUGCCCUCCAAGGAGAAUAUGACUCGAUUAUGCUCGAGUCGCUCGAGAUCAAGAAGGCUUUCCAGGCGCAGCGCGCAGAGCUCGCAAAUGCGCUGUACCGCGAGGACGCGGCAACGCGCGUGAUUGCGCGGUUGAUGGCUGAGCGCGAUGAGGCACGGAGCGCGCUGCAAUCCAUCCAGGCGACGGUCGGGGUCGCCGCUGGUGGGGCGGAGGAUGUGGAGAUGGAGGCUGAGACCUCGGGGCCGCUUCCUCCAUCCGUGGAGGAGAAGAUUAUGGAGACGAACGCAUCCCUCUCGGCAGUACGCAAGAAGCGCAAGCUGGCGCCUGGAUAUGCCAACGCCGAGGCCGUCCAGGGGUACACGCAGACCAAGUCGAUCGGGUCGAUGCACGGCACCAAGCCGCCAGGAGUGACUGCAUUGGACCUUGCAGCGGACGGGAAGACGGUCGUUACUGGCGGCAACGACAAGGUUGUCCAAGUGUACGACCUGGAGAGCGACAAGGUGCUCGGCACGCUCAAGGGCCACACCAAGGCGGUGACUCACGUUGCGUUCCGCGAGAAGGAGGGAGAGGCGCUGUUGGCCGUGUCGAGCGGUGCGGACAAGACCGUGCGGUUCUGGGGCGAGAAGGACGGGAAGUGGAGUGCACACGGCAGCAUCGCUGCGCACAAGGGCGACGUCACAGGCCUGGCUGUGCACCCCUGCGGGUUGUACGUCUCGUCUGCGUCUACGGACAGCACCUGGAUGCUGCACGACAUUGACACGGCCAAGACUAUCGCGACGUACGGUGCUCCCGAGGGUGUGGAGGGCAGCUUUGCAUACACGUCCUUCGCGACACACCCCGACGGCGUGCUCGCCGCGGGCGGCACCAAGGACGGCAUCGUGCGUGUGUGGGAUGCGCGGCAGAACUCGGGACCUCAGGCCAAGCUCGACUCGCACCCAGGAAAGGCGCUGUCGAGCGUCGCCUUCUCCGAAAACGGCUACUACCUCGCGACGGGCUCGGCAGCAGACAACACCGUCAACGUGUUCGACCUGCGCAAGCUCAAGCUCUUCUCGAGCUGGCAGCUCCCGACUGAAAACGUCGUCACAGAGGUCCGCUUCGACCCUUCGGCCCAGUUCCUCUCGGUUGCGGGCACUGACCUGCGCGUCUAUGCCAACAAGUCGUGGAACGAGCUCCUCAAGUUUGACGACAACAACGCCAACCUCACAGCUGCACGCUUUGGCAAGCUCGGCAGCGAGAUCGUACUUGCCGGCCUCGACCGCACGGUGCGCAUCCUUGGGGCCGCCGCCUAG